Messenger RNA from Aspergillus terreus NIH2624, 1128 nucleotides. RefSeq lists its product as uncharacterized. Bases 1 to 1128 code for a protein of 375 amino acids. Lineage: Eukaryota; Fungi; Ascomycota; Eurotiomycetes; Eurotiales; Aspergillaceae. The record is from RefSeq and is a predicted model, not a curated record. The transcript is spliced from 8 exons.
AUGGAGAAGAGGACUGCAGUAUUUGGUAUUAGUGAAGAAGACCUAAACAGUAUCCUUGAGCAGCUUUUUAUACGCCGGCCGCCUUAUCCGAUCGAACUCUCAGUGCCAGAGUCGCCCGCACGAGCUACUCUAAAUAUUGACGAAGCACCUACAGUGGACUUUUUUGAGGACAAGUCAGCCUCUGAACUGCAAGUCAACGUUUAUGAUGGUAUUUUUACAUCGACUGAUGCUGAAGAUGUCUCCAUUGAUCCAAUAAUAAACGGACUGGUGCUACCGUUCUUGAUUGAGUAUUUGUCUAAGGAUCGAGUAAAAUAUAAUAUUGAUAUUCCGCCAACUGCAUUAGCCAACGCCCAGAAACUAGGACUUGGUGUACCACAAGUCACUGUUAGAAAUCACCAGGCCUUAGCGUUUUCUACAUCUGGUAAAAAGGCGCCAGACAUGGCGGCCCCGCCUGGCAGCUGGCCAGCAGGCGUAUUCGUUGGUGCAGACUUGUCGGUGCUCACUGCAGCGGCAAACCUUGCUGCUUCACAGAUCGAAAAAGAAAAGAACUUUGGCUUCGGAAAUAUCAUUAGCGGUGAAAUGCAUGCUAGGUUUGGACCAAUUUCGGAUGUUAAGGUCAUUGAAGAAGGCUCAACGAAUCUGAUGAGUGCCACUACAAGGGGUGAGCAGCUGUUCCUGAAUUUUCGGUACAUGGACCACCUUAAUAUCGAACGGCUUAUGCUCGGCAUCCCUAGCUGGUUGAACAACAUUUUCCACCUGGUGGGUCGGUUAGAAGCUGAGCUAUAUACCCGAAUAUCGAAGCUUGUGGUGGUCUUAAUCAGGGCGUGGGAGUUCCCUUUCGUUUCUCUUGCGUCGACUUCACCUAGCGAUUAUGACAUGUUUUAUUUGCAGCUACAACCUUCAAAUUUCCGGGCUAUUCAUGUUCUCUUUCUAACUUUCUCGCCUAUAAUCCUAUAUUUGAAUAUCAAAGCUUUAGUGCACCCCGAAUUAUCAGAUAGAAGGAGUUCUAUCGAGUCUUACAGUCCGGAGGAAGAUAUAUACCGAUGCGGAUACAAGACACUGGGUAAGCUGGAACUUUCUAUGACUUUAAGGGCUGGCGUCCACGAAUUUAGCGAUCUUUCAGAUUAG